Nothoprocta perdicaria is the source of this 2604-nucleotide messenger RNA. It is a transcript of the gene ASPSCR1, whose product is annotated as ASPSCR1, UBX domain containing tether for SLC2A4. The transcript is spliced from 16 exons. Gene Ontology annotation, molecular function: protein binding. NCBI's taxonomy places the organism in Eukaryota, Metazoa, Chordata, Aves, Tinamiformes, Tinamidae. The record is from RefSeq and is a predicted model, not a curated record. The coding region runs from base 1 to 1668 and encodes 555 amino acids.
AUGGCGGCGGCGGGCGGGGGGGGCUCGUCGGUGUCGGUGCUGGCCCCUGGCGGGCGGGUCACGGUGCGGGUAGGGCCCGGCACGGCGCUGCUGCAGAUCCUCGAGGAGGUCUGCAGGAAGCAGGGCGCCAGCCCCGACGAGUACGGCCUCAAGUUUCAGAGAAGCAUGUUGGAUCUCUCCCUGCAGUGGAGGUUUGCCAAGCUGCCCAACAAUGCCAAGCUGGAGAUGGUGCCAGUGUCGUGUAACCGUGGGGGAAUGGGGAGCACGGUUCGGAUUGCAUUACAUUUAGAUGAUGGCUCUCGCUUACAAGAUUCCUUUCUUUGUCAACAAACUUUAUGGGAGGUUUUCAACCAUUUUCCGAAGACCAGAGAGUUUAUGGAACAGCAUGGUGAAUUUUCUCUGGUCUGUAUUUACAUGCGAGAUGAGAUAACGGGAAAAGAUGCCCUAAGGAAGACAACGCUGAAGUCACUUGGUCUGACUGGGGGCAGUGCCAUCAUCAGGGUGGUUUUGAAGAAAUGCUCUUCCUCUAGUCAGGAGGAGGCCGUGGAUUCCAUGGUCCAGUGUAAUGAGCUGACAGUGAGUGCUGGCUCCACCGAAGCAGCAGUGGCUGUGCCCCUAACUCAAGCACAUGCUUUCCCAGAGGGCUUGGACCAUAGUGCUGUGACCUCAUCUUUACAUAACUGCAAAAACAACCAAGACUUCAUAAGAGAAUCUCAUACCAGCUUGGGGGAACUGUGUCCUCCCUUGAAGCAUGAGUGUGCUGCAUUUGUCCAUUUUUCUGGAGAAGGACAAUGUCUGGAGGACUCUCCUGAGGCUGCAGCAUCUCCUGGGUCAGACAAGCCAUCUUCAAAGCUGCCAAUAUCUUCCUCCAGCCCUGGAGGCCCUUCUAGGCCAAAGAAAUCUAAGAACAGCCAAGAAUUACUAAAGGAGCAAGAACAGCUAUUAGAACGAGAACCACUUGUAUAUCAUCUAGACCUGCUAGAACCUCUUCCUGCUGUCUUGGAAGACCUUCCUGAUGAUUUUUUUGAAGUCACAGUGGAUGAUGUACGGAAACGUUUGGCACAGCUGCAGAGCGAGAGGAAGCGUCUGGAAGAAGCUCCACUGAUGACAAAAUCUUUAAGAGAGGCUCAGCUGAAGGAAAAGUUAGAACGUUACCCAAAGGUGGUGUUGAGAGUACAUUUCCCAGACCGUCACGUUCUGCAAGGGUUCUUCCGUCCUACCGAAACUGUUGGCAUCUUGAGAGACUUUGUAAGAAGCCACCUUGCAGAUGUGGAUUUGCCAUUCUACUUGUUUAUUGCACCUCCCAGAAUCAUCUUGAAUGAUGAAAAUUUGACGCUGUUUGAGGCUAAACUCUUUCCCACUGCUGUCAUUCAUUUUGGAUCUCAGAAGAGCAGGGAUUGUUACCUGAAGUCGGACCUUCUGUGCUCUGUAGUUUCCCCUUCUGCAGCUGAUUUAUUAAUAGCCAGAUAUUUGUCCAAAUCAGUACUUCCUUCUGCUUCAUCGUCUUUAGAAUCAGCAGUGCCUUCCCUGACUGAGCCAGAAGGGGGAAGUGAAAAAAAGACCAAUGAGCAGCCAGAACCAGCAACAGUACGUGAAGUUCCACAGCGCAUAAGCAAGGCCCCUGGGAAGAUACCCAAAUGGCUGAAGCUGCCAGGUGGGAAGAGAUGAAACAUUCUUGGCUGCUGGAUUAGUGUAACAUUAACCUGUGCAUCUCUCCUGAUGAAGUACUUCAGAAUUGUAAGAAACUGUUGGUGGCCCUGGAGAAACCUAAUCUAAAUGAACAUGAGUUAUAAAUAGAAAAUUGUUUUUGAACUGCCAGCUUCAUCUUUUGGAGAGUGAAGGCCUGUCUUACAGUACUUCUGACUAUAGAAGCAGAGUCAGAAGUUAAAGAUUUUUUUUUUUUUUUGCAUGUAGAUAAUAUGAAUAGAGAAUUGAGGGGAGAUAUUUACUAGUUAUUCUCUGUCAAAGAUUUUGCCUCCUUCCAUUUUUUGAAAUUCAGAUCUUCCUAGUUCUGCCUUUGGAGAUAACUUGAGAUGUUCUAACUGCCUGAACUCUAGCAAUAAGAUACAGUUUGAUUUCAUUUUACUGUAUCUAAGUGUGCCUAGAACAAGAACCCUCUUUGCUGAUUGGGGUUAGUGCUCCUGUAAUUCUGGGCAUAGAUUGCUGAAAAGUGGGUGAAGAACGUGCCUUUUAGGUUAUUCCUAACAGUUUAAGUGGGUUUUUCUGUGAAUCUCUUGGUUUGCUGCACUUAGCUGUUUUCAAUCGACAGUCUUGUUAACAAAGAACACGGGUACCUGUUAACAGAAUGCAUAUGGAGAUUUUAUGCCUCAAGCUGUGUUUUGUUUUCAUUACACAGAAUUAAUAUCAUUAAUUACCAUUCUAAUAAGUAAAAAACAUCCCAUGAAAGGGUCUCUCUGUGUGACCUUCCAUCUUAUUGACGACUGCUGUGGUCUGAGUGUUUCCACAGCAGAGUGGCAGUUUAUUGCAGUGCAUUGAGUUCCGGAACAGUGGGGCAGAUCUUUGUCUCAUGAGAUAUACAGAGAUGAGUGUUAUUUUUUAAAAUUGUACCUGCCCUGGAGAUGAACUCUGUAGUGCCACACUGGC